Messenger RNA from Lactuca sativa (garden lettuce), 453 nucleotides. Its product is annotated as L10-interacting MYB domain-containing protein. NCBI's taxonomy places the organism in Eukaryota, Viridiplantae, Streptophyta, Magnoliopsida, Asterales, Asteraceae. The record is from RefSeq and is a predicted model, not a curated record.
AUGAAAGUUCCAAAUAGGUUUCAUUGGGAUCCUCAUACAUUCAAGAUAUUUCUUGAAGAAUGUAUGACCGAGCUAAAUAACGGGAAUAAGACAGGUACUUAUUUCAAACAGGCGGCGUGCCAAAAUAUAUGUAAGAGGCUUUUGGAACGAACGGGUAAAGAAUUGGACAGAAAUCAAAUGAAAAACAAAUGGGACAUUAUGCGGAAAGAGUUCAAAUAUUAUGACCGUUUAACAAGACUGGAAACGGGAAUUUCAACUGAUCCCACGAAAAAUAUAAUCUCAGCAUCAAAGGAAUGGUGGGAUGAGAAAAUAAAGGAAGAUAAAGAGUAUGCUAAGUUUAAGGAUAAGAAUUUGGAUGUGUAUCAGACAUAUUAUGAGGCUUUAUUUCGGGAUACUGUAGCUGUUGGAGACAAGGCUAAGAAUUCAAUCGCCAUUGAACUUCAAAUUCAUUGA